UGCAGCAACAGGCAAUGGCGGCUCAGUGGGUGGCACCAUGAUGAGAGGCUCCCGAUCGAAGGCGGAGCUGCAGGACCUGAUGGAGACUCUGCAACGCCGGAAGAGUGCUCUAGAGGCUAGCCUGAGGGCCAGCGCAGAAUCUACCCGCACCUACCUCAGCCUGCCUCCUCCCAGCCCUGUGUCCCCCACUGCCCACAGGAGCUCCGAGCGCCCCCUCUCCUCCAGAGGCCUCCCCUACAUGACCAGCAGUAGCAUGCCCCCCUCCCCUCGCCAGGGUGAGCGUCCUCUCAGCCCCAAACUGCCAUACACCCGCUCACGCCACCAAUCACAGGACAGCCUGCUCCUCUCUAGCUCCUCUGACAGUCAUCGCCCAAAAGUAGCCAGUUCUCUCCUGUCCAUGUGGAAUGGUUCCUCUUCCUAUGGGGAGCCUGCACCCAGUCCUCCUCAGGGCCACAGUGGGGCGGCCAGCAUGCCCUCCAGCCCUCGUCUAGGCCGCAGGUUCUAUGCCCAGGGCCGGAACGGGGACAAUGGUAUGGACCCUGCACCACGUCAGAGGAAGUACUCUACAGGGUCACUCAACGGCCUGGGCUCUACCCACAGCCGCUCUCUACCCCGCCUCCACCGGUCGGCAGACUCCGCAGCCCUGUCCCUGCCCCCACGCCGCUCCAUGGGCUCCCACAGAGGGGAGAAGGGUUCUGUGCCCAUGUCCUCCAAAACGAGGCGCAGCCUGUCUCCUCUGGAGCGGCCGCCAGACGUAACAGUGCUAGCAACGGCCAGCGUACCGGGUACUCCCCGCAGGGCUAGCCUGGCCUCUCUGGCCUCUCUGGGCUGUGAACUGGAGCAUGGGGGCCUGCGGGGCUCCUCACCCUGCCUGGACCUGGGCCUGGGGGAGAGGAGGCAGUCCUUUGGGAAGGGUGGGCUGGGGCUGAGAUCAAGAAGAGGCAGCAUCAGCUCUCUGAAUGGGAAGGAGGAGCUUACAGACUACCACAAGCACCAGAGAGACGAGAGGCUCAGAGAACAGGAGGUGCAGAGACUGGAGCACCAGCGGCUGGAGACCAUCCUGAGCCUGUGUACUGAGCUGGGCCGGGAACAGGGCGGGUCGGCCGUCUCCGACCUGCAGAAGAUCAACAAGGAGCUGGAGAAGCUGCAGGAGUCUGAUGAUGAGUCAGUGUUCUCCGACUCCCCCGGCAGUGGCACCGCUCGGGAAAACGGCUUUGGCACCAAAGCCCGGGAGUACCAGCUGGCUGAGGAGCGGCGGGUCCGCCAGCGCCGCCACAGCGGGCACAGAGAGGCCAGGGAUGCCAGGGCCCAGUCACCUGCUGUCAGCCUGCGCAGCAUUGUCCCCUCACCCUCCCCUCACCACAGAGCCAGGCAGCAGGCUACGGAGGAUGUGCAUCUGAAACAGGAAGUGACGCGUAUCGAGGAAGAGAGGAUCCAGGUGCUGAACAACAUAGAAGAGUUGGAGCAGAAGAUCAAAGACCUGGACAACCAGAUGGAGGAAUCCAUCAGAGAGAUGGAGGUGGAGCGGGCUCUGCUGGAGGGGGAGCAGGACUCUGAGAUGGCCCUGCUACAUAGGGAGAAGGAGGUACUGGACCAACUCAAUGAGAAGAUUAGCAGCAUUGACAAGACUGUCCUCACAGACAAGUCCCAGGAUGUUGAGGUGCUGGAGGCGGAGAGGAAGCGUUUUGAGGACCUGGAGUUCCAGCAGCUGGAAAGAGAGAGUGGUCAGGACGAGGGGAAGGAGGGUCAGACCCAGCAACUACUCCGAGAGAUAGCAGAUUACCAGCGUAGUACUGUCACACGCAAGGAGAGACUCCUGACCCUGAAGAAGCAGUCUACACAGAUUACUCAGCAGUCUCAGCGAGAGAAGGACAGCUUCCUGAAAGAGAAGAACAACCUGCUCCUGAUGCUUCAGAGGGAGAGGGAGAACCUGGCUUCUCUGGAGAGGAAGUAUGCUGAACUGACUGGAGGGCAYACCUUCCCUAACAACCCUGUUGCUAUGAAGGAGCACUUUCGCUUUCUAGAGGAGAGGAGGCGGGGCAGUAAGGAGAACUCCUCCCACCUCAGUGACACUCUGCCCCGUAAGAGGAGCCAGCAGGCCCUCAGUCACUACAGCAGCUCUACCCUGGGCCGUAGCCUCUCCCCUAAGUCCCACCUGCCCCUGUCCCAGAGCUCCAGCUGUGGUAGUAUCAUCCCCCGGGGCUUCUCUAUCUCUCCCAGAGUUCUGGAAACUCGACGCCUGCUCAAGGGCCAUAGCCACCUGUACAUGAGUGAGAACAGACAGAGACUGGUUGACCUGUGUAGCAGGACCGUGUCUGAGUCCAAUGUCUUCCUGGACCCCUUCCACUACGCAGACAAUGGCCAUGGCUUUGACACGCUCAGUAUGGACAGCUCUGACAGCAUGGAGACCAGCAUCUCUGCCUGCUCCCCAGGACCACUCCACAGUGCCAGCAGAUCCAACGUAGGAAAGAUUAAGGAGAUGGAACGUUUGUUACGAGAAGCCCAGGCUGACAAGCAUCGACUCCUUGAGCACAAGGAGCGUGAGAUGGAGGUGCGUAGGCAGGCCCUGGAGGAGGAGCGGAGGAGGAGGGAGGACCUGGAGAAGAGACUGCAGGAGGAGACCAGCAGGAGGCAGAAAAUGAUCGAGAGGGAGGUGAAGUUACGCGAGAAACAGAGGGCACAGGCCCGGCCGCUGACACGCUACCUCCCUCAGAGGAAGGAUGACUUUGACCUCCAUGGUCACAUCGAGGCAGCUGGACACAACCCAGACAACUGCUACCACCUGGCCAUCACAAAUAAAACCUGCAGAGGGUUCCUGGUCAAGAUGGGUGGUAAGAUCAAGACCUGGAAAAAACGCUGGUUUGUCUUUGACCGGAACCGCAAGACCCUGGCCUACUACGCAGACAAACAUGAGGUCAAGAUGAAAGGGGUCAUAUACUUCCAAGCUAUAGAAGAGGUUUACUAUGACCAUUUAAAGAAUGCACACAAGAGCCCCAACCCAUGUCUGACGUUUAGUGUGAAGACCCAUGACAGGGUGUACUACAUGGUGUCUCCCUCCCCUGAGGCUAUGCGCAUCUGGAUGGACGUCAUCGUUACAGGGGCGGAGGGAUACAUGCAAUUCAUGGUCUAAACCAGUGGCGGCUGGUGAUUGGCUGAAUGCCCGGGGCGCGAGGUGGUUGGAAUUGUCAACAAAGCAGCAUGACAUAUGAUGCCAAGUUUUCGAGCUACUGGUAGUUUCUUUGAGAAGAUAUAUAAAGCGAUCUGUGCAUUUGAACAACAGCAUAAAUGACCACUGCUGCACAUGCUGCCACUGUUUUGAACAGAUUAGAUUAUACUAUUUAGAAUGAGAAGCAGGUCAUGAACGAACGGGAACGUAACAAGCAUGCAGAUGCAGUAAGUGAAAACACAUUAUCUAACUGGUGUAAUAUAGCUAAUAUACUGUCACAAAGCAUGAUGCGCUAGCCACUUCAUUCUGAAUAUUUUCCAUAUUUCCGAGUUAGAUAUUAGUUUAGAAAGACUUGUAAUUGGCAUGGGAGCUAACUACCUAGCAAGUUACCAGAUAGCUAUAACUAGCUAGCUGCUUGUCAAAGGUAGAUAACUGGUUAAUUUUACAAAACAAUCUCCUAAACUAUUUCUCAAUGUUUAUAAAAAUGACUAUCUGGCUUAA
This is a messenger RNA of Salvelinus sp. IW2-2015, 3667 nucleotides long. The record is from RefSeq and is a predicted model, not a curated record. NCBI's taxonomy places the organism in Eukaryota, Metazoa, Chordata, Actinopteri, Salmoniformes, Salmonidae.